This is a messenger RNA of Momordica charantia (bitter melon), 2665 nucleotides long. Its product is annotated as Noc2p family. Gene Ontology annotation, cellular component: nucleoplasm; nucleolus; Noc2p-Noc3p complex. Gene Ontology annotation, biological process: ribosomal large subunit biogenesis. Lineage: Eukaryota; Viridiplantae; Streptophyta; Magnoliopsida; Cucurbitales; Cucurbitaceae. The record is from RefSeq and is a predicted model, not a curated record.
GGGCAUCAAGCCGAAUUUCCCACUUUCCCUCUCCCGCCCCCUUCAGUUCCCUCCUCUGUUCCCUCACUGCUCUUCCAGAGUCGGCUUCGUGAACUCCCAUCAACAAAAAUCAAAAACUUCGAUUACCUCUAAAUCAUCUUCAUCAGAUAUCACUCCACCGUCCCUUAUCAAACAUGGGUGUGAAAGCAGCUAAGAAACGGGACCUCGAACUAAACCAUGGGGAGGUAGAAGAGGAAACUGGGAGGAAUGCGCUUCCGAAAACACACGGCCAAGCCAAAGAGCAUAUUGAGCAAUUACAAAGACUCCAAGAAAAGGACCCAGAGUUUUUCGAGUUUUUGAAAGAGCAUGACAAGGAGCUUCUCGAAUUUAAUGACGAGGAUGUUGAUGUGGAUGCUGAUGAUGAUGUGCGAGAUGAAGAGUUAGAUGAAAAUUAUAACAAUGAACACGAGGCUUCUGAGAAGGAAGAAAAACUAUCUACAAGAGUUAUAACUACGGAAAUGGUUGAUUCUUGGUGUCAUUCAAUAGAAGAAAAUGGAAAAUUGGCUGCUCUUCGUUCUCUCAUGAAAGCUUUUAGGACUGCAUGUCAUUAUGGUGAUGACAACGGAGAUGAUACUUCAACAAAAUUUAGUACCAUGUCCAGUAAUGUUUUCAAUAAAAUUAUGUUGGUUGUUCUAAGUAAAAUGGACGGAAUACUAAGGAAAUCUCUGAAGCUUCCCAGCUCUGGUGGAAAGAAAGAGACGAUACAAGACCUGAUUACCAAAAAGCAGUGGAAAUCAUUCAACCAUAUUGUGAAGUCAUAUCUUGGAAAUGCCCUUCACAUUCUUAACCAAAUGACGGACACGGAGAUGAUAUCAUUCACGUUGCGACGCCUCAAAUAUUCUUCUGUGUUCUUGGUUGCAUUUCCUAGCUUUCAAAGAAAGUACAUUAAGGUUGCCCUUCACUUUUGGGGUACUGGGGGUGGUGCUCUCCCUGUGACCUCGUUCCUAUUUUUAAGAGAUUUAUGUAUUCGACUUGGAUCUGAUUGUCUAGAUGAAUGCUACAAAGGGAUGUACAAAGCUUAUGUUUUGAACUGCCAAUUUGUAAAUGCAGCUAAGUUACAGCACAUUCAAUUUCUUGGAAAUUGUGUCAUCGAACUUUUUCGUGUUGAUCUUUCAACUGCUUAUCAACAUGCUUUUGUUUUCAUCCGUCAAUUGGCAAUGAUUCUCAGAGAGGCAUUAAACACAAGAACUAAGGAAGCAUUCCGGAAGGUUUAUGAAUGGAAGUACAUAAACUGCCUUGAGCUUUGGACUGGUGCUGUGUGUGCUCAUGGCUCAGAAGUUGAUUUUAAACCUCUUGCAUAUCCUCUGACUCAGAUUAUUUCUGGAGUAGCACGUCUAGUACCAACUGCUAGAUAUUUCCCUCUGAGGUUAAGAUGUAUUAAGAUGCUGAAUCGAGUAGCUGCUUCUAUUGGAAAUUUUAUACCUGUGUCCAUGCUUCUUUUAGACAUGCUAGAAAUGAAAGAAUUAAACAGACCUCCAACAGGAGGUGUUGGCAAAGCAGUUGAUUUACGGACUAUAUUGAAGGUAAGCAAGCCCACCCUAAAAACACGAGCUUUUCAGGAGGCAUGUGUCUUCUCAGUUAUUGAAGAGCUUGCCGACCAUUUAUCUCAAUGGAGUUAUUCCAUCUCUUUCUUUGAGUUGUCUUUUAUCCCUGUUGUGCGCUUGCGUAGUUUUUGCAAAUCCACAAAAAUUCAGAGGUUUGAAAAAGAAAUAAGGCAGCUUAUUCGUCAGGUUGAGGCAAAUUCAGAGUUUACAAAUGAAAGGCGUAAAUCAAUUUCCUUUUUACCAAAUGAUCCUGCUGUAUCAUCCUUUCUUGAGGAUGAAAAGAAGUCAGGGGCCAGCCCACUCUCUCAGUAUGUCUCAAUAUUACGUCAAAGAGCUCAGCAACGAACACAUUCUUUAAUGGAAACUAGCGUUCUUGUUGGUGAACAUUCAUCCGUAUUCGGGGAAAGUAUGUUGGACAGUGAAGAUGAGGAUAUUGAGGGAAGAGAAGGGACUUCCGUCUUUAGUUCUGCCUGGUUGCCAGGAAGCGAUUCCAAGGCGAGGCAACCAGAAGAAAAGAAAAGUAAGAAAAAGAAAAGAAAAAAGGAGCAACAAGAUAAGGCAGCUCCUAGAGAUGAAGAUAUCGUGGAGGACUUGGUACUGAGUUCUGAUGAGGACGACGGACUUCUAAGUGACACUUCUGCUGAAAGUGAUGGCAAUGAGAACGUAAAACCUGUUAGAAAACAAACUCAGAAGCCGAAAGUGCCAUCACGGGGAUCAAAGAAGAAUACUCAUUCGCCUGCAAAUAAGGCAAAGAAGAGGAAAACGUCUCGAUAGAAUGAAUAUACAAGCUACAUAGCCUAAGCAGAAACUCAAUGAAAGAAAUAGGUAAAAUGAUGCAUUUCCCAUUAUUUUUGGUCUUAAUAGGUCGGGUCCAGCCGAAGUUAUUCAUUGCAGCUGGAUAAGGAUUUUAGUGUCUGUAUUGUGAUUGAGAAAAAUUUUGGCGAGACAAGUCACAGCUCAUUAUUUAUGGUUUCUUUUUCUUUUGCAUUUUGGACAGGCCUAUUGUACAUUUUGAUUUUAGAGUGACUGUUCACCAUGAUUUAUUUAAUGUUAGGCAAUACCUCGAAUUUUUUCUCCGUGAA